CCACUAGACAACCUCUUUCUCUCUCCGGCAACUAAACAAUUUCCCAUUUAACUCGCAAACAAAUAUUCAUCACUCACCCAUUGCUCUGCCGUUUCAGUUGCAGACGCGAUCAAAUUUCCUUGGGUUUCUUCCUGCUGAUCAUGUAUAUAAGCGGUUCUACCGGCCUCCUCAGAGCAUCUAGGGCUUCCUCCCUCUCCUUUCUUGCUAGAAGAUCAUCGCCCACUCCCUCUUCUCCCUCCCUCUCUCCUUUCCUCCAUUCUCAAACCCUAAGCUUCUCUGCGACCGUUAAUGGCUUCUCGAACCCAUUGAGGACUUCUUCUCAGUGGUUUUCUAAGGCCUUUUACGAUUGGCGCUCGCCUGUUAGCUUGCGAGCUCAGAUCAGGAGCUCAGCUGCUGUGAUCGAACGGUUUCAGAGGAAGUUCUCCUCCAUGGCAUCUGAGAAUGCUUUUAAGGGCAUCUUGACUGGUCUUCCGAAGCCUGGGGGUGGUGAAUAUGGAAAGUACUACAGUUUGCCUGCUCUUAAUGACCGAAGGAUUGACAAGCUUCCCUACUCAAUCAGAAUUCUCCUUGAGUCUGCGAUUCGUAAUUGUGACAACUUCCAGGUCACAAAGGAUGAUGUUGAGAAGAUUAUUGAUUGGGAAAAUACUUCCCCAAAGCAAGUUGAGAUACCUUUCAAACCUGCUCGUGUUCUUCUUCAGGAUUUCACUGGUGUCCCUGCUGUGGUUGAUCUUGCUUGCAUGAGGGAUGCUAUGAACAAUCUUCGCAGUGAUGCUAACAAGAUUAAUCCUUUGGUGCCUGUGGAUCUAGUCAUUGACCAUUCAGUUCAGGUUGAUGUAGCAAGAUCAGAAAAUGCCGUGCAGGCCAAUAUGGAGCUGGAAUUCCAGCGGAAUAAGGAAAGAUUUGGUUUUCUCAAGUGGGGUUCUAAUGCUUUUCAUAACAUGCUUGUUGUCCCUCCAGGAUCUGGUAUCGUGCAUCAGGUAAACUUGGAGUACCUUGGUCGGGUUGUCUUCAACACCAAUGGUGUACUCUAUCCUGACAGUGUGGUUGGGACUGAUUCCCACACAACUAUGAUUGAUGGGCUAGGUGUAGCUGGUUGGGGGGUUGGAGGCAUUGAAGCAGAGGCUGCAAUGCUUGGUCAGCCCAUGAGCAUGGUACUGCCGGGUGUUGUUGGGUUUAAGUUAUCAGGGAGACUGCGCGAUGGUGUAACAGCUACUGAUUUGGUUUUGACUGUCACCCAAAUGCUGAGGAAGCAUGGUGUUGUUGGCAAGUUUGUUGAGUUUUAUGGUGAGGGAAUGGGCGAAUUGUCAUUGGCUGAUAGAGCCACUAUUGCCAAUAUGUCACCUGAAUAUGGAGCAACAAUGGGCUUCUUCCCUGUUGAUCAUGUAACUUUACAGUAUCUUAAAUUGACUGGGAGAAGUGAUGAAACUGUGUCUAUGAUAGAGGCAUACUUACGAGCAAACAAAAUGUUUGUUGACUACAAGGAGCCUCAAACAGAGCGAGUGUACUCGUCCUAUCUUCAGUUGGAUCUCGCAGAUGUUGAAACAUGUCUUUCGGGACCAAAACGACCGCAUGAUCGAGUUCCUCUGAAAGAAAUGAAAGCAGAUUGGCAUUCUUGUCUGGACAACAAGGUUGGAUUCAAGGGCUUUGCUGUACCCAAGGAAUCACAGGACAAGGUUGUAAAGUUUUCUUUCCAUGGGAAGCCUGCAGAGAUCAAGCAUGGGAGUGUUGUAAUAGCAGCUAUCACAAGUUGUACAAAUACCUCGAAUCCCAGUGUUAUGCUUGGAGCUGCUCUGUCUGCAAAAAAGGCCUGUGAGUUGGGUCUCGAGGUCAAACCAUGGAUUAAGACAAGCCUUGCACCAGGCUCUGGAGUCGUGACUAAAUAUUUGCUCCAGAGUGGAUUGCAGAAGUACCUAGACCAGCAAGGCUUCCAUAUUGUUGGCUAUGGCUGCACUACAUGUAUAGGAAAUUCUGGAGAACUUGAUGAGUCUGUUGCUUCGGCGAUUGCAGACAAUGACCUCGUUGCUUCAGCCGUGCUUUCUGGUAAUAGGAAUUUUGAAGGGCGAGUACAUCCUUUGACUCGAGCGAAUUAUCUUGCUUCACCUCCUCUUGUUGUUGCUUAUGCUCUUGCUGGGACGGUUGACAUCGAUUUUGAGGCUGAACCUAUUGGGACUGGAAAGGAUGGGAAUGAUGUUUACUUUAAGGAUAUCUGGCCAUCAAAGGACGAAGUAGCAGAGGUUGUGCAAUCAAGCGUUCUGCCAGACAUGUUUAAGAGCACAUAUGAGGCUAUCACAACGGGCAAUCCUAUGUGGAACCAGCUAUCGGUGCCAACAAGCACCCUCUAUUCAUGGGAUCCCAAGUCAACCUACAUCCAUGAACCUCCAUAUUUCAUGGGAAUGACAAUGUCACCCCCAGGCCCUCACAGUGUGAAAAAUGCCUACUGUUUGCUCAACUUCGGUGACAGCAUCACAACUGACCACAUUUCUCCCGCUGGUAGCAUUCACAAGGACAGCCCUGCUGCUAGGUACUUGCUUGAGAGAGGGGUGGAGCGCAAGGACUUCAACUCAUACGGAAGCCGCCGAGGCAAUGAUGAGGUCAUGGCGAGGGGUACAUUUGCCAAUAUACGCCUUGUCAACAAGCUCUUGAAGGGGGAGGUUGGCCCCAAGACGAUCCAUGUUCCAACAGGAGAGGAACUCUAUGUGUUUGAUGCAGCCAUGAGAUACAAGGAGGAUGGGCACGACACCAUUGUCCUGGCUGGAGCUGAAUAUGGUAGUGGAAGUUCUCGUGAUUGGGCUGCCAAGGGACCUAUGCUACUGGGUGUCAAGGCUGUGAUUGCCAAGAGCUUUGAGCGCAUCCAUCGAAGCAAUCUAGUGGGGAUGGGUAUUAUUCCAUUGUGCUUCAAAGCCGGAGAAGAUGCUGAUACAUUGGGAUUAACAGGUCACGAGCGGUACACCAUCAACUUGCCAAGCAACAUUAGCGAGAUAAGGCCUGGACAAGACAUUAGUGUUGUUACUGACAGUGGCAAAUCUUUCACCUGUACAGCUCGAUUUGAUACUGAGGUGGAGUUGGCUUACUUCAAUCAUGGUGGUAUCCUUCCCUUCGUUAUACGCAAUCUGAUCAACAGUGGUAACCAAUAAAGAAUGAAUUGGUUUCCGAUCAUCAUCAUUGUUAAAUAAGAGUCCCUGAUUUUUGAUAUCAUUCUUCGGUCCCUUUGAAAAUGAUGAGGUUUGUUUGAUUUCCGUGUUGUAUUGUAUCUAAUAAUGAUGAUUGGAGCCUAUGUUUCGGUGCUAGGAAUAAGAAAAUGGUCUCAAACUUCACUUUGCUUCUUUCUUUAUGAAGCAAAAACGGAAUGGGGCUCUUAGUGCUUGUUGACCUGCACUUGGAAAGUCUUGGAUAGGAUGGCGCGAGUCCUGUGCAGUAAAAUAUUGGGCUUCUAAUGCCCAUUAUCUUGCAUUCUCAUGAACAAGUGUGGGCAUUUCUUAAUGUCUAUUUGCUUUUUAGUGUCAUAACAUAGACCCGGUUCUA
Molecule: messenger RNA, 3522 nt
Organism: Amborella trichopoda
Lineage: Eukaryota; Viridiplantae; Streptophyta; Magnoliopsida; Amborellales; Amborellaceae
Product: aconitate hydratase, cytoplasmic
Source: RefSeq, a predicted model, not a curated record